Condylura cristata (star-nosed mole) is the source of this 758-nucleotide messenger RNA. It is a transcript of the gene PTTG1, whose product is annotated as pituitary tumor-transforming 1. The coding region runs from base 95 to 703 and encodes 202 amino acids. Gene Ontology annotation, biological process: chromosome organization. Gene Ontology annotation, cellular component: cytoplasm; nucleus. The record is from RefSeq and is a predicted model, not a curated record. Lineage: Eukaryota; Metazoa; Chordata; Mammalia; Eulipotyphla; Talpidae. The transcript has 6 exons.
CCUGCGUGAGUUCGGCUGUUGGUGCUUGAGUGGUGAACCGAGAGGUCGCGGUGGGUGGGCGAGCGGCUUCGGGCGAGGAAGGAGCUAAUCCAGAAUGGCUACUCUCAUCUUUGUUGAUAAGGAAAAUGGAGACCUAGACACCCGCGUGGCUUCUAAGGAUGGACUGAAGCUGGGAUCUCGGCCUGCAGCCAAAGUUUUAGAUGGCAGAGAACAGGUUUCAGCAGCACAUGUUGGCAAGAUGUUUGAUGCUCCGGCAGCCUUACCUAAAACCAUCAGAAAGGCUUUGGGAACUGUCAACAGAGCCACAGAAAAGCCAGCAAAGAUGAAUGGACCCCUCAAACAGAAACAGACCACCUUCUCUUCCAAAAAGAUGGCUGAGAAGACUGUGAAAGUACAAAGCUCUGCUCCUGCCUCUGAUGACACCUACCCAGAAAUAGAGAAAUUCUUCCCUUAUAAUCCUCUAGAUUUUGAGAGUUUUGACCUCCCCGAAGAGCACCAGAUUGCACACCUGCCUUUGAAUGGAGUGCCUCUCAUGAUCCUCGAUGAGGAGCAGGAACUUGAAAAGCUGCUGCAGAUGGGCCCCCCUUCACCACUGAAGAGGCCCACUCCACCGUGGGAGUCUAAUGUGUUGCAGUCUCCUUCCAGCAUUCUGUCAGCCCUGGAUAUGGAUUUACCACCUGUUUGCUAUGACUUCGAUAUUUAAAUUUCUUAGUGUUUCUAGCUGGUGUGUGCAUGUUUUUGUAUUAAUAAAGCAUUUC